AGUGGUCCUAUCGCUUCGAAGAAUGAGGUACUUGAUGAAGUUGCUCCAAGCUUGCCCGAGGACUAUUCUUUACCGGAAAAUGCACCAAUCGAACCAAUCGGAGUAGUGACCGCCCUAGUGGAAAAUAGUGUUAUAAUCAAGGCGACCAUUUCAGGAGAGUUCAGAGUUUUAAAGGACCAAUCUGUGUUGUGUUUCGAAGAUCGUACCAUUCUCGGUCCGUUGUUCGAAACAUUUGGAAAAUUGCAGAACCCCGUUUAUCGUGUCAAAUUUAACAGCACCGAGGAAUUUGAAAAGUUCAAAGACUGCAAAGGAAAAGCUGUGUAUUACGUUGUUCCUGAUUCAAACUUUAUCUAUACUGAUUCUAUAAAG
Suhomyces tanzawaensis NRRL Y-17324 is the source of this 369-nucleotide messenger RNA. RefSeq names its product RNA-binding snoRNP assembly protein. Lineage: Eukaryota; Fungi; Ascomycota; Pichiomycetes; Serinales; Debaryomycetaceae. The record is from RefSeq and is a predicted model, not a curated record. Gene Ontology annotation, molecular function: RNA binding. The transcript has a single exon. Gene Ontology annotation, biological process: ribosome biogenesis; pseudouridine synthesis; box H/ACA snoRNP assembly. Gene Ontology annotation, cellular component: sno(s)RNA-containing ribonucleoprotein complex. The annotation marks the transcript as partial.